CCACCGGAAGAGACGUAUUCAUUGCAUCGCCGACUCAGUGGCCAUUUCCUGCUUUGUGCACGCUUGAGGAGUAAAAUCCCGUGCAAGGAGAUCUUCACGACUAUUAUGACGAAGCAUGGCUAUUUGCCGCCUAUGUCGAGCUAGCAAUCAAAGCAGUCGCAUUUAGGCAAGCGCCUCUUCUCAACCAAGAGAUUUAUUUCAGAGACGCCUGUUGAGUCUCAUCUAGAGCUGUGGCGGAAAACGACGCCUUUUGAGAUGCAGCCAACAACAGCACUACAGCCUGGUGAGCAUUUCCUGUUUUGGAAUGAAAUGGUACCAGAGACGGAGUUACAUGCAGAUGGAUAUCAUGGAUUCCAAGCGCCACAGGAUGGCACGUAUCGUCAUCGUUUGUGGCAAUCUGGAAGCAUUGACUUCCUCAAGGACAUCGAGGCUGGCAUACCAAGCACAUGUACCGAGACUGCGACUGCAGAGCGACAGGAUGGGUCUACUGCUGUCACCACGACGCGAGAUAUCGUUCAGCAUAACCAGAUGUGCUUGACAGAGCGCAGGACAUUGCUGUAUACAGAUAUUCUGCCUUCUAGCAGAAAGGUACGAGCACCCGCUGCUGCUCUAAAGUGCUCACAACGUGUCCUCGUGCCUUCUGAAGUGCUGCUUUUCCGGUAUGCAGCGCUCACAAAUAACGGGCAUCGUAUUCACUACGACAAGCAGUACACGCAACAAGUCGAAGGCUACAGCAAUAUUCUGGUACAGGGCUCGUUGAAUGUGACCUUACUAUUACAGCAUCUAGCUAGCCAGCUCGCUCCAUCUCAGCACAUGACGCAUUGUGAAUACAAGAUGAUAUCUCCCUGUUACGUUGGCGAGACACUUCGAUACUGCGUCGAGAACUCACUUAGCGGCAAGAUACACACCCGUGCGUACAUACUUGGGCAACACGGUGAUCUGAAGCUUCAACUCAGCGCAACGCUUAUUUCUUGAGGAAAGCAUUGUCGCCAUCUGCAAUACCCUCCAUGAGGACUUCCCAGCGCCAUUUGAAGACAGGUGGCCAGCGCUUUUCGUGUGGGUGCUUCAUGUCUUCCUUGACGGGCUGUACGUUGUUUGGUGUGGCGGAGCGUUUGCCGUAGUAACCAGAGUCGCGCAUAUCGACCUCUGAUUGCAUGGUUUCAACGUUGGGUGUCAUUGAAAUUGAAUCAAUAUGGACUUUGUUGCGAUAUUCAAUACCAGGGAACUGAGCGGCUGGGUCUGCUUCUGGUGCAGCCAUAGCCAUGCACAGCUGCAGUAAGGUAGCGAGUGUGUAGAAGAGUCCGAUUGACAUGACGUUCUGGAAGUGCAUUUUGUUUCGGAUGUUAUGUGUGAUGGGAAACCAAGGUGGAUGAGCGUCCUUAUAUACUGGAAGAUAAAACUGCUUCGAGAGUUGACUCAUG
This is a messenger RNA of Protomyces lactucae-debilis, 1421 nucleotides long. RefSeq lists its product as uncharacterized. NCBI's taxonomy places the organism in Eukaryota, Fungi, Ascomycota, Taphrinomycetes, Taphrinales, Protomycetaceae. The record is from RefSeq and is a predicted model, not a curated record. The transcript has a single exon. Gene Ontology annotation, cellular component: mitochondrion. Bases 256 to 975 code for a protein of 239 amino acids. Gene Ontology annotation, molecular function: (3R)-hydroxyacyl-[acyl-carrier-protein] dehydratase activity.